Messenger RNA from Pungitius pungitius (ninespine stickleback), 4085 nucleotides. RefSeq names its product protein IWS1 homolog. Gene Ontology annotation, cellular component: nucleus. NCBI's taxonomy places the organism in Eukaryota, Metazoa, Chordata, Actinopteri, Perciformes, Gasterosteidae. The record is from RefSeq and is a predicted model, not a curated record. The transcript is spliced from 16 exons. Gene Ontology annotation, biological process: poly(A)+ mRNA export from nucleus. Bases 163 to 2193 code for a protein of 676 amino acids.
ACGGAAGUUACGCCAUCUUGGAUCUGCGGGCUACUGCGGCUAGCUAGCUAGCGUCCGAUCUCAGAACGCAUCGUUCCUCUGAUGUGGUUUGGUUCUUCCCGCGUAGAUAUUAGACGUUGAAUCCAACACAGAUCUCCACCUGAACCUUUCUUCCUCUCACGAAUGGAUGGGGAAGAUGACGACUUCCUGUCCGGAAGACACUCCGACGACGGAGGCGGCACUCCGGUUCAGGACGAGCACGGCGAGCAGGCCGGGCACCGGUCAGAGGACGAGGGCAGCGGCCAUGACGACAGCCCCGUCGCCAUGGAGACCAGCGGAGCAGCCGGCGGCUCCGAGGAGGAGCGCGCAGGAAGCGACAGCGACUCUGGGGCCGAGGCCCCCGGGGGUCACCGUGACAACGACAAGACAAGCAACUUGGAGGCGGAGCCUUCUCAACCUGCUGAAAGCGAGGAGGAGGAGGAGGGAGGGUCGUCUCCCCCGAAGCGCAGAGGGAGCAGCUCGGAUGUGGAGGGGGGGGGGCACAUGGCCCCCGCAGGCAGCGGCUCAGAGAACGAGGACGCCAAACCUGCGGUGUCUCCCGGCAGUGACUCUGAGGACGAGACACCAGCGAGACGCAAGGCAGUACAUAUAGACUCUGAGGAGGAGGAGGGAGGAGGAGGUGGGAAGUGGAAGGCUGUGAUGCAGUCUGACAGUGAGGAGGAGGAGGAGGGCCGGGGGAGGAGGAAGGCUGCAGCAGGAAGUGAAGGCGAGAAGGAGCAGAAAGACGAGGACGACGAGAAGCCAGUGAAGAGGAAGAAGGCUGUUCUGUCAGACAGUGAGGAGGAGGAUGAUGAUGAAGAGCACACAGACAAACCAGCCCCUAAGAGGACCCGGGUGGUGUCCGAUGACUCUGACGGCGGCGCCCUGCCGCUCCGCCCCGACUCGGCGCUGGCAGCGAAGCUGAGGGAACUCGGCUCGGACAGCGGCAGCGAUGAAGACGAGAGGAUGAAGAGCGGAGGGAAGAAGGAGGAAGAGGAGAAGGGCGAGAAGGCUCUGUUCGGCAGCGACAGCGACUCUGGGGAGGAAGAGGAGGAGGAAGAGGAGAAAAUGAUCGCGGACAUCUUUGGGGAGUCCGGAGACGAGGAGGAGGAGUUCACGGGCUUCAACCAGGAGGACCUGGAGGGAGACAAGAAGGAGGCCAAGGGGCAGCAGGAGCAGCAGCAGGAGGAGUCCGACUCGGACGACGGGGUGGACCGCAGCGGCCAAGACACCAGCUUCAUGUCGGACUUUGACGUCAUGCUGGCCCGGAGGAAAGCCAUGAACAGCAGGAAGCGGCGGCACCGCGACGGCGGCACCUUCAUCAGCGACGCGGACGACGUGGUCAGCGCCAUGAUCAGCAAGAUGAACGAGGCCGCCGAGGAGGACCGAACUCUGAACAGCCAGAAGAAACCGGCGCUGAAGAAACUCACCCUGCUGCCGCACGUGGUCAUGCACCUGAAGAAGCAGGACCUGAAGGAGACGUUCAUUGACAGCGGCGUGAUGUCGGCCAUCAAAGAGUGGAUCAGCCCCCUCCCAGACAAGUCUCUGCCGGCCCUCCGGAUCCGGGAGGAGCUGCUGAGGAUCCUACAGGAACUGCCCAGCGUGAGUCAGGAGACCCUGAAGCACAGCGGGAUCGGACGCUCCGUCAUGUUCCUCUACAAACACCCCAAAGAGUCGCGGGCCAACAAAGACCUGGCGCUGAAACUCAUCAACGAGUGGUCCAGACCCAUCUUCGGCUUGACCUCCAACUACAAGGGGAUGACCAGAGAGGAGCGCCAGCAGAGGGACCUGGACCAGCAGAUGCCCCAGAAGCAGAGACUGAGUCAGCCUCCGGAGGUGGGGGGGGCGAAGGACCCCGACGUCUUCUCUCCACCAAUCAGUUCCGGGGGUCAGACGCCUCGCAGAGACCUGGAGAAGCAGCUGACUGGGGAGGAGAAGGCCCUGCGGCCCGGCGACCCCGGCUUCUGUGCCCGGGCUCGGGUCCCGAUGCCCUCCAACAAGGACUACGUGGUGCGGCCCAAGUGGAACGUGGAGAUGGAGUCCAACAGGAGCGGCUAUAAGAAAGGCCUCAGCCAGCUGGAGAAGCUCAAGCGCCGCGUCGCCGACCAGAAGAAAACGGGCCGCCCGCAGGGAGCUGUGAAGAUCAGCAUAGAGGGGAACAGGAUGCCCCUGUAGGGGGGCGGGGGGGCAGUAAGUCCUUCUGCAUGGUGUGACGACGUGUGGAGGGAGUCCUUCCCCCAGAGGGGGCGCUCACCUCUGUGUCCACCAACCAGUCUGUCUGUGGGGAACCCCGUGACCUCUGACUCUCCCCCGGUGACCUCUGGCUCCCCCGGUGACCUCUGACUCACUUGUGACCUCUGACUCCUCCCCCGCGACCUCUGGCUCCCCCGGUGACCUCUGACUCUCUCCCGUGACCUCUGACUCCUCCCCCGCGACCUCUGGCUCCCCCGGUGACCUCUGACUCUCUCCCGUGACCUCUGACUCCUCCCCCGCGACCUCUGGCUCCCCGGUGACCCCUGACUCUCCCCCGUGACCUCUGGGACGCACCGAUCUAACCGCUCUUGGCCGUGUGUUCCCAGGUCUGUUGUGUGUUGUUAGGAGGAGUCUGGUGACUUCUGAAGAUGAAGAUGAAGAGGUUUAAAUAUACAUAUAUAAACAUUGAUUUAAAGGAAUCGAUCCGAUCAACAAAUACAUAAAACCUUUUAAACGCAUUUGUACUUUUUAUUACAUCUUUGUUUAAAGAAUAUUGGUUAUUAGAUUAAUUGAGGGUUUUGGAUAUCACACACACACACACACUCAGACCUGCCGGUGGGUUGAGGCUGUCUUUUGGUCUUUUGGGAGCUUGGUGAAGGAUCAUCUGGGCGUUUGUUUCUUCCUCCGCAUGAAGAGAAGAGGGAUGAAAAGAUGUGAUGAAACAUUCUAAAGCACCAAAGGAUGGAAACGAAUAGUGUGUAAACAUACAGGAAGCCACCUGUUGGCAGGUCACAUCGUUCUGUUUGAUCCUUCUAAGCGGAUCAGAAGAAUCUGUGACCACAUGGAGAUGUGUGAAGUCACGUGACUGAUCUGUGACUUGGUUGUUGUUCGUGGAGGUGUUUCAUCACUCUUUUGUGGAGGCGGUGUGACCUCUGACCCCGCCCUGACCCCGCUGUGUGUCGUUGCAGCACGGCCCGAUGAAGAAGGGGAUGACCCGCGUGGACAAACAGAUGAGGAGGUUCGCCGACAUCCGCCGCCUCACCAAGCCGGGCCACGCCGUCAAGAUCAGUGUGGAGGGCAACCGCAUGCCGCUCUGAUUUUAACCCCCCUCGGACUUCCUCACGCCUUCGCUUUAUUUUUUAUUUUUUAUGUGUUGUAUCAUGAAACAACCCCCCCCCCCCCUCCAGGUCCAGCUCUGUCCAAUGAAGGGCCAACGUUAAAUCACUUUGAAUUAAAGGGACAAUUCUCAAGGAUUUAGUGGCAUCUAGUGGUGACCCCGCCCCCUCCCUCUCUGAGCCUAUUGGAGCGCUGCAGGUAACUCACAGGGUCCAAAGAGUCCAGAAGGUUUGCUUUGUCCCUCUUCGAAACAUGAACAGCUGAAAGUUGUGAAUAUUUACAUUUCUGCCAAUAAAUCCCACUAAAUCCUCCACUGUGGUCCUUUAAGUCGCUCUGUUUGAUUAGCCGUCAGCUCAAUUAGCUACAAGCUAACUGGAUGCACAAUGUGUUAUUUGUUAGCUCUACAUAAUCUUAGCACUAGGCCAUGGCCAUGUCAUUAGCUGCUGUUAGCAUUAGCCUACAUUUACAUGGAGCUAAUGUUAGCAGUGGCAUCAGCUUUAGCGUCACACUGAACCCUUGAUGACUAUUUGGUUUAGUAGCGUCAAAGAGGUCCAACUGAACCAGUGACUAAGAAAUGGUCUCCUGGUUUAGACGCAAAGAGUGGAUUCUUUCUUCUGACCAAAGAACCUUCAGGUGGCGAUUCCGGCCCGCUUUGACCCUUCUCUGCUCCCGUAGCGUCCCUACAGGAGGACAUGAACUUGUUACAAGGAUCCUGUUGAUCAGGUGAUGCUUUUUCUAAUAAAGACUCAAACACUCUG